AUGUACUGGAGGUUCCCAACUGCUGUCGUCUACGAUGAAGACCCCGCCGUAAGAUUCCCCGCAGUCACGCUGUGUUUUCCUGAAGGGUACAAUCGCACCAGGCUGGUCGGUGAACAUGACCUGGACCCGGAUGCGGAAACUAGCGAAGAUCUACUGAAAUCGAAAGAAGAUGUGUUGAAAGUGCUUAUCAACUACUCCUACAGGCCCGAUGAACUCAUCCUCGAUUGUUUAAUGAAAACAACAUCCGACUUGUGCAGUGAUUUCUCGUGCAAGGAACUGUGGAAUAUAAGAUACACCUACACUUUGCACACUUCAUGCUACACCGUGGAUCUGACAUCAACCAAUGGCUCUCGGAUAAACCCUUUUCAAGACUGUGUCGAGCCGUGGAAAUACACGAUGCAGGUGAAAACGAGAACGAGUCCCCGUUCGGAGAACGACCAGACGGCUGCAGUCAUGGCCCUGAUACACGAACCGGGCACCUUUUCGGGAGGUCUCCCCAAGACGGUGAUGAUGAGCGGCAACAAGCAAUACAUUAUCGCUACAGUUCAGUCCGACACAGUAACUCUACCUUCUCCGUACGAGACUGCGUGCACCGACUACACGAUACAAGUGAACUCCACCGUGGUAAAAAGCGCCAAGACGCAAGAAAUGGAGUGUGAAGAGUCAUGUAUUCAAAGCAUAUGGCGCGACCUCUGCCAUUGCAUCAGUUCCACUUACAUGAUGCGACAUACGUCGGACGUUCAUGUGUGCACGACGGUGGAACGUUUCAAAUGCCGGGAAGACAUCGUCAAGUCAGAGAGGAUGCGCACAUGUCGAACAACAUGUGGCCGAUCAUGCGAGUCCACAAUAUACAAAGCACGUGCUUUCGUCAACAAUUUCGAACGGAGAACGUCGGGCAUUAUUGAAUUCUCUCUCCGUCAUGGAGUCUACAAGCGACAUAUCGUCCGUUCACAUCCUAUGCUAUCUUGUGUAACCUGCGUCACCUGCACUGAAAGACUGCUUGCGCGGACCCAGCACUUCACUUUUCAUGCAGGGAGACACCCUUUUUUCAUACCUGGAAGGUCACAUUGGGAUGUGGCUGGGAUUCACCCUCUUUUCUUUGGUGGAGGUCCUCUCCGGCGCGUACGGGCGAAUCAAAAAUUCACGAAGCAAGCCCACCAGCGAAAAAGCAAGCAAACGAAAAAACCCUGCAAAGGUUGGAGGCCAAAGGGAGCAAUGGCUGGAGGAGCUGCAGCCGUUCGCACCGCAAGAGCACCGUAGGAGCCUUCGUCAAUGACCAUCAACGGUGACCGCGAAUACUAAGCGUCAACGAAGGCGCAUAAUUAUCUAUGGUUCCCUGAGGAAUUUCGUCGUAGCAGAUUGUAGUGUAAAAAAAUUAAUGAAAUAAAGUCGUGCUGUAUACAAAGAA
This is a messenger RNA of Ornithodoros turicata, 1408 nucleotides long. RefSeq lists its product as uncharacterized. NCBI's taxonomy places the organism in Eukaryota, Metazoa, Arthropoda, Arachnida, Ixodida, Argasidae. The transcript is spliced from 12 exons. The record is from RefSeq and is a predicted model, not a curated record. The coding region runs from base 1 to 1260 and encodes 419 amino acids.